Molecule: messenger RNA, 1467 nt
Organism: Closterium sp. Yama58-4
Lineage: Eukaryota; Viridiplantae; Streptophyta; Zygnematophyceae; Desmidiales; Closteriaceae
Source: the annotation of a GenBank genome assembly
AUGCCUCUGCAGCAGAACGAUUUUGACAGCGGCAUUUUCGUCUGCCAGUACAUUCAUGCGCUUGUGGAGGCGUGCUUCGAGGGUGCAGAGAACGGGGUCCGGUUCAGCAUGAGCCCAUUGGCGUAUCGGCGUGGAUUACGGGAGGAUGUAUGCGCUCUUGCAGAAGGUCGGCUGAUCGGCGAGCUCACGGCAGCUGGGCAUGAGAUCCCUCGUGGCAAUGAGAUACGGAAACCACAUGACCCCGAUGUGAUUGGUGAUGAGGUGGAGGAUAGGGAGUGGAGAGCGGAGAUGGCAGAACGGAUGCAUAGACUGGAGCAUGAUGGUGCCGCUGUAGGGGAGGGACGUGGUGAUGUGGCAGCGGACGGUGGACCUGUGGCAGUCAUGGGUGCCCUAAAUGCUGACACACAUGACAGCAUUAGAGGUGCACAUGGUGAGGUUCCUGUGGCUGACGUUGAGAUGGGUGAAGGAGUGAAUGUCAGUGUGCGUGAAGGUGGUGGCGAGGGUGUUAUGGCUGACGGUGCGAAGAGGGACAAUGAAAAAGUGGGGGUGCGUGAUGCAGGUGCUGGAGGCUUGAUGGGUAUUACGGAUGGUAACAGAGGUGCUGCAGAGGCAGUGGGUACGGGGCAUGGUGUGACAGCCUCGAACGUGGAUGUGGAUUUGGUGUCUGCACGCAGCGCAGGGACUGAGACGACGAGUCGCAACACUGCGCGUGGGCGAGCUCCUAGCUCAGGUUAUACAGGUGUAAGCAAACGGGAAGGUAAGUGGGCGGCACGACUGUGCAUAGAUAGCACUAAUAACACGUUUCUUGCGCUGGGACGGUACACCAAUAUCCUGGAUGCCGCUACAGCAUAUGCAGCAGCCGCUUACAUCUGCCGACCGUCCCUCUUUAGUUCCAAGGUGGUGGAGUUGAGCGAGGAGGAUAGGAGGUGUCUGGAUGGUUUGACGCCGCAAGGGGUUGAAAGAAUUGUGGAUGCCAAGCGGUGGCCGGAGUGGAGGAACUGGCGUGUAGUGCUCAGCAGCCUCCCUGAGCCUUCCACCCCAGCGCCAGCAGGAGUUCACACACAGUCUACACCUCCCUUUCCCCACCAGCACCCUGGAGCCUCGUGUAGCAACUACCCGCAGCCAACUGCCGCCUUCGCGGGACACGUCGUUGCCUACAUACGCCCUGGUGGAUGGCAGCCGUACACCCAGAGCCACCCUCCCUCCAACCUCCAUUAUCCAUCGCAGCAAUAUGCAUUCAACCAAAUCCCAAUCCAUCCAUUCGGCCAGGUGCAAGCACACCUGUCUGUGUACACCCAGCACGUUCAGUACCCAACCUUGCAGGCCUUGCUGCAGCACAAAACACAGCACCCCUUCGGCAUGUCCUACCCACACCACCAGUCGUUGCACCCAACACGACACAUCCUGUUACUGACCCACAAGCCCAACAAGUUCCGCCCGCUGACCAAACUGCGCAGGCCAGGGUAG